This is a messenger RNA of Plasmodium vivax (malaria parasite P. vivax), 3360 nucleotides long. Its product is annotated as mitochondrial carrier protein, putative. Gene Ontology annotation, cellular component: mitochondrial membrane. Gene Ontology annotation, biological process: iron import into the mitochondrion. The coding region runs from base 1 to 3360 and encodes 1119 amino acids. Lineage: Eukaryota; Apicomplexa; Aconoidasida; Haemosporida; Plasmodiidae. The transcript has a single exon. Gene Ontology annotation, molecular function: ferrous iron transmembrane transporter activity. The record is from RefSeq and is a predicted model, not a curated record.
AUGAACGAGCUAUCCGUGAACGACGCCUUUGACGACAUCGAAGUUGAGUCUUUUGAUUUCAUUUGGGAAGAAUGGGAAGAGUACAAGGGAGAUGUGCCCCUAUGGCAACAUAUAUUCUGUGGAAGUAUAGCGGGGCUGAUGGAGCACGUUUUUAUGUACCCCCUGGACACGAUUAAAACGUAUAUACAAACGAACGAUCGUCUGAAGGGCAGCAGGAGGGCGUUCAGCAGGUGCAGCAUGUACAGCCAAACUGCCAAUAAGAGCAAUUUCAACGAUAUUAAGGCUCACAAAAGUGGCUUGCAUGUGGAUAAGAAAAAAUUUUGCACUUCUAGAGGGUGUGAUGGGUGCAUUUAUAAGAAGACAUGUACUUAUGGCAACUUUUGUAAUAUGAAGAUGAUGGAUCCGUUUAAUAGAAAAGGUUUUUUCCACUCCAGCACACUUGGUGCUACAUCAGAUGUAAUGAGAAAGAGUAAACACAAUUUGGGAAAAUUCCUUUGCGGAGGUUUAAAUGUAGAACAGAGGGGAGUAAUGGCCCACGUAGUAAAUAAAAAGUUUCAACCGCGUAGAUACCAUAGUAGAGUAAUGAAUAAACACUUUGCCGCGGAUAGUAGAAGUGUUAACCCGGGCAAAUGUGGUAGUGGCCAGUAUAACCAGUUGGCCAGAUUGAGAAAGUACCGAGCAUGCAAUUUGUUUGACAAACCUCCCGGGGAUGGUGGUGACAGCCGCGCUGUGGGUAACUCCAAGAAUAUGAGUAUCCAUUCGUUAGCCAGAAGUCCUGGUAGGAUGGGGAGGAAUACCUUAAGCAGGGCUAGAAGCGGAGGAACUGGGCCAGCAAAGCAAGAAAUGAGAAACUUCCAAAGGUUUGGAAUGAGUUGCGACACGUCUGCUAGUGCUACUACGAAAUGGCAGCGUAGGGGAAACACUAAUAGGAUCGUAUGUAAUAAUCUUACGAAGGAUGGUUGCCCCUCACCAGUUAAUCGCACAGAAAUUAACCACGUGAACUUAAGAAAAGUCACGGGGAGAAUUAUUUUCAAAAAGGGCAGCAACGGUGCAUCCAUGGGGGGGAGGAAAAUUCAGUACCAUAAAUGUGAUGCGAAUGGAGAAACAGUGAAAAGUUAUAAUCCUGCACAGAAGGGCUACAUUGAAAUGAAGCCAUUUCUCCGCAAGGUGGGGGCAAAUCACGUAAUAAAAAAAAAAGGGAAUUUAGGGGGGAUAGAAAGGAUAAACAGUGUUUUACUAAGUGAUUUUUUGCGAGGAUGUACCCAUAGAACGAGUAACAUAAGCAGUAACGCGCAUUUGAUGCGUGUCAAGAGGAACAACGGUCCAUCUUUGAGGAGGAAUUUAAAAGGUGGCGCCGUUCCCAGCACAGCGAAUGGUAAGAGAUAUGUGAUAAGUGAGUCUAACAAAAUGGGAAAGAAAACCAAUUUCUCUUUUAUUUUCUCGGAAGAGAAAUGCCUAAGUAGUGGCAACACUGGUGGCCGCAACAAACCGCGGUUAAGCAAUUAUUUGAAGCUGUUCCAAAGGGCAGGUAAGAAUCCCCAAUUUGAUGGUUGCCUUCCCAGUGAGGCACUUAAAAAAGGUUAUUAUAUGUUCCAAAAAAAUGAAUGGAAUUUUUUCACCCCCGUUUUGGAAAAUAUGAAGAAGGGUCUCCUCCCAACCAAGUGGUGCAAUAUUACCCUCAGCACGCCGCCUCUCUCUAAUGGCAAAGCAGUGAUCAUGAGGAAGGAUGGCUUCAAUUCAUACUACUCCCUGUUAAGAAACAAUAACAACGUAUUUCAUAAUAACUUAUGUUACGUAACCAAAAGUUAUAACUACAGAAACCUGUUUGACAGAAGUAUCCACUCUUCUUCAAGUAAAAAUAAUUUUUACAAAAAUAGGAACUCCAAUUUUAGCUACUCCAGGAUUGGGAGAAAUGGGAAAAGCUUCAACUUUAUUAGGAGCCUAUUUCCAGACAUGUCCAACGGAGUGAACAUAACGACCAGGCAAAACUGCAGUUUGAUAAGAAGCAAUGUGGCUAAUCUGUACAAGGGGGUUAAUGUCGUCGUGUUAGGAUGCAUUCCUGCGCAUGCCAUGUAUUUCUCUACAUUUGAAUAUAGUAAGAAGUAUUUCUCCAGUGUGUGCUCUAAGAAUGCGCCUGUGCAAGUGCAGGCCGGUGGGGUUAGCCGCGUAGAAGGGGCAAAUCACCAUCUUGAUAGGAAGAAAGGUGAGGGGGUGAACUACAAAUUGGGAGACCUAAACUAUUUUGGCAUAGCCAUAUCUGGAUUUUUAGCAACCAUCGCGCACGACUUGAUUAUCACCCCCAUAGAUACGCUAAAGCAGAGGUUGCAGUUAGGCAUAAGCAAAAACUCCCUAGAUUCGAUAAAGAUCCUCAGGGAACAUGGGAUCAGGAGUUUAUACCUAAGUUUGCCAAUAACCCUGCUCAUGAAUAUCCCCUACCAAAUCAUCAUGAUAUGCACGAAUGAAAAAAUGAAGAAAGUUUACUUUGAAUAUUUUUGCGGCAUGAGUCGGUUGGGUAGGAAUAACAGUCAGGGUACGUGUACCACUGGUGGGAGCAGCGAUAGGAGUGGCGCCGUUGCAGGAGGUGGAUGUACCAGCGGAGAGGCAAAGGAGGAGAGCAACAGUACAUCUACGGGCAGUGGUACCUACCGUCUGCACAGUAGUCAAGAGAAACGCAGCGAAGGAGGCGGUUCUUCGGACAAUUCACUCAGCCGCAAUAGUGACAAAUGGAUCAAGUUGUUCAUCGAGCAGGACAUAGACUCGGUAAAUCAUUUGAGUAAAAGUCGCGCGCAAAAGUAUGUGCCAAAUGGGGGGGAACACAUUUUACUGACUAGCCAAGCAGCAUUCGAUGGGGAACAAACGAACGAGGAAAUUUUAUUUAAAAAUGUAAUCAACAAGUUAGAAAACAGCUCAAUUAGUGACCUUUCAGAAAAUCAUGACCGUAAGGUAGGCGACUCGUUUAGCUUUACCGGGGCGAAGUGCGAUAAUGUACAGUUGAAGAAUAUGUGGCUAGGCAACUACAACAGUGAUGAUAAGAAGGAGAGGAGGAGGAAUGAGUUCUUUAACAAACCGUUUAAUCACAUCACAUCCUACUUUGUGUGCGCAGGAAUUGGCGGCGGAAUAGCCGCCGUGGUGACAAAUCCACUUGACGUUAUUAAGACGAGGAUUCAGACGGAGUGCUUCAACGCAAAAGGUUUCAAUUUUUAUCGAGUGGUAUCGAAUUUAUAUCAUAAGGAGGGUUUUCGUUCCUUUUUCAAGGGAUCCAUGGCCAGAAUGGCCCUGUGCAUUCCUGCUUCGGCCAUAUCGUGGGGGACGUACGAAACGAUGAAGCGCUUUUUCAAGGUUAACUUCAAUUCGGCGUAG